AUGGCCGGCUCAACAGUCCUCGCCGCACUGAAGCUGCUCAGUUCAGCUCUUUUACUGUCUCAGUUAUGCGCUGCUACCCCUGUGAAACUGGAGGAGCGUCAAGCAUACGCAAUGAUCGGAGAUGGCUUUGAGGAAGCGACUAUGACUCUGGGCAGCUACUACAACUACUGGUCCAUCACCAACGGCACUUAUGACUUGACUCGAAGCCAGCGGGCCCCAACCACAAGCCCCAAGACCCUUCCGAUGAUGGGCGACCGUAAGGCCAUCAAGAUCGAGCCGAACCGCACCGCUCUGGUCAUCAUCGACAUGCAAAACUUCUUCCUGCACCCGGAACUCUCUCCAGGAGCUGUUGAUGGUCGUGGUGCCGUCGCGCCGACCGUUAGGAUGAUCGAGGGAUUCCGCAAGCACGGCAUGAAGGUCCUCUGGGUCAACUGGGGUCUGACCGAGUAUGACCUCUUGACGAUCCCUCCUGCUUUCAAAGCCGGCUUCAGCGGCGGCAGUAACCUGGCCAAUGAGACCUUCGGGAGCGACAUGGGCACUCUCAAGGAGAACGGUACCACGAUCGAAGUCGGCAGGAUGUUGAUGCGAGGUUCCUGGAAUGCCGAACCAUAUGGCGUUCUGGGCACGAUGAAGGACGAGGGCAUCAAGGCAGGCACCGAUCUGUGGUUCGACAAGAACCGCCUGUCCGGGCUGUGGGGCCCACAGACUCCCUUGGGGCUGUGGCUGCAGGAGAACGAGGUGUCGACUCUCUUCUUCGGUGGUGUCAACGCUGAUCAGUGCGUUUGGUCGACGCUCGUCGACGCCUACUUCAAGGGUUAUGACGUGGUGUACGUCGACGACAUCUCGCAGACAACCAGCCCCUCGUACGCCGUGAAUAUGACAAGAUACAACGCUCAGGGAUAUGGUGAGUUUCCUCAAGUGAAAUGGCAGAAACAAAGCUGA
This is a messenger RNA of Cladophialophora yegresii CBS 114405, 942 nucleotides long. RefSeq lists its product as uncharacterized. The coding region runs from base 1 to 942 and encodes 313 amino acids. The transcript has 3 exons. The record is from RefSeq and is a predicted model, not a curated record. NCBI's taxonomy places the organism in Eukaryota, Fungi, Ascomycota, Eurotiomycetes, Chaetothyriales, Herpotrichiellaceae.